AUGUUGUUCAGCAAAAAGACUCUAUUCUCUCUGGCCGCUCUAUGUGUACAGUUCGGUAUGGCUCAGGAAGCCGCUGCUCCUGCUGAUUCUGCAGUCGUUAGAUUAACUUCUGAAAAUUUCAAAGAUUUCAUGGAACAUAACCCGCUAGUUCUAGCUGAAUUUUUUGCUCCAUGGUGUGGUCAUUGCAAAAAUUUGGCUCCAGAAUAUGUUAAAGCUGCUGAUAUCUUACAAGAAAAGGGCAUUCCAUUAGUCCAGAUUGAUUGUACUGAAGAUCAAGAUAUUUGCAUGGAACAAAAUGUUCCAGGUUAUCCAACUUUGAAAGUAUUCAAGAAUGGUGAAUUGAUCUCAAAACGUGACUAUUCUGGUGCUAGAUCCGCUGAUGCCAUCGUUAAUUAUAUGAUAAAACAAUCUCAACCAAAUGUUAUCACCGUGAACGACAAAAAAGAAUUAACUGCCUUCUUAGAAGAAGUUAAUCAACAUGUCUUAGUCUCCUAUGAAUCUGAAAAUUCUAAAUUAAAUGAAACUUUCUACAAAAUCGCCGAUAAUUUAUCUGAAGAUUACACUUUUGUAUCAUUCCCUGAUAAAUCAGUUAAGGAUGAUGCCGCAAAAUUAGCUCUCUAUGUACAAGGUUCCGAUGAACCAUCAUAUUUCACUGAAGUUUCAGAUUUACUAUCUGGUGACUUCACAAAAAUGGAAAGCUGGUUAUCUACAGAAUCUUUACCUUAUUUUGCCAGUAUGAAUGGUGAUAUCUUCAAGAAAUACAUGGAUAGUGGCUUACCUUUAGCUUAUUUCUUCUACACUUCCGAAGAGGAAUUUGAAUCUUACUCUGAUCUCUUCUCCAAGUUAGGUAAAGAAUACCGUGGUAAGAUCAAUUUCGUUGGUUUAGACUCCACUAAAUACGGUAGACACGCUGAUAAUCUAAACAUGAAGGAAUUAUUCCCAUUAUUUGUCAUUCAUGACAUAUCUUCAAACUUGAAGUAUGGUUUAGAUCAAUUAACUCCUGAAGAAUUCUCAGAAUUGACUGAACCUUACACUUUAGAUGAAAGUGAAAUUACUAAAUUCGUUGAAGAUUAUGCAAAUGGUGAUAUUGAACCAAUUGUCAAAUCUGAACCAAUCCCAGAAACUCAAGAAACUAACGUCUACAAAUUAGUCGGUAAGACUCACGAUGAAAUUGUCUUAGAUAGCGAUAAGGAUGUUUUAGUCAAAUACUACGCUCCAUGGUGUGGUCACUGUAAGAGAUUAGCUCCAAUCUAUGAAGAAUUAGCUGAUGUUGUUGCUUCAAACAAGAAGACUAACAACAGUUUUGUUAUUGCUGAUAUCGACGACACUGUAAAUGAUGUUGCUAACUUACAAAUCAAGGGUUACCCAACUAUCAUUUUAUACCCAGCUGGUCAAAAGGAUAAGCCAAUCACUUACGAAGGUUCAAGAAGCAUUGAAUCUCUCUUAACUUUCUUAGAAGAAAAUUCUGGUAACAAGAUUAAUUCUAUGAAAUUGUACAAAGAUUAUCAAAACGAUUUAAAGAUUGCUCAGGAAGAAGAAGCCGCUAAAUUAGCUGAAAAGCAAAAGGAAGCAGAAGAAGACGAUGAGUUCGAUGAUGAAGAAGAAGAAAUUGGUCACGAUGAAUUGUAG
This is a messenger RNA of Kazachstania africana CBS 2517, 1629 nucleotides long. It is a transcript of the gene PDI1, whose product is annotated as protein disulfide isomerase PDI1. The transcript has a single exon. NCBI's taxonomy places the organism in Eukaryota, Fungi, Ascomycota, Saccharomycetes, Saccharomycetales, Saccharomycetaceae. Gene Ontology annotation, biological process: protein folding; response to endoplasmic reticulum stress. Gene Ontology annotation, cellular component: endoplasmic reticulum. Gene Ontology annotation, molecular function: protein disulfide isomerase activity. The coding region runs from base 1 to 1629 and encodes 542 amino acids. The record is from RefSeq and is a predicted model, not a curated record.